Messenger RNA from Dermatophagoides pteronyssinus (European house dust mite), 2137 nucleotides. Its product is annotated as 4-hydroxyphenylpyruvate dioxygenase-like. The record is from RefSeq and is a predicted model, not a curated record. Gene Ontology annotation, biological process: aromatic amino acid metabolic process. NCBI's taxonomy places the organism in Eukaryota, Metazoa, Arthropoda, Arachnida, Sarcoptiformes, Pyroglyphidae. Gene Ontology annotation, molecular function: 4-hydroxyphenylpyruvate dioxygenase activity.
UUUCGCAAACUAGGAUAAUUUCAUCGUUGAUUACAACUGUAUCACAAUCAAAAAAAUUUAGCAAGUAGUGAUUUCAAUUGAAAAAAAGUUAUCAUUUUAAACAAUAAUGACUGGUCGAUGUCUAUCAUUGUCACAUCUAACUUUUUAUGUGACCAACGCUAAACAAGCAGCAGUGAAUUGGUGUAUGCAAUAUGGAUUCAAACCAUUUAGAUUUCGUGGAUUAGAGACUGGACAUCGUCAACAAUGUGGACAUGCUGUUAGCAAUAAUGAAAUUGUUUUGGUAUUUGUUUCACCAUAUGAUUGUACUGAUGAUUCGAUGAAUGCCUACCUGAUUCGGCACGGAAAUUCAGUCAAAGAUAUUGCUUUGAAUGUGGAUUGUUUGUCAAGCAUAAGCGAUCGAAUCAAAAAGUUCGGAUUGCCUAUAAGAGAAUGGACCGAAGAAGAUAGUCAUGGACUCGUUAAAUAUGCACAGGUAAUAGCGUUCGGAGAUACGACUCACACGUUGGUAGAACGUAACAACUAUCCAGGCAAUGAAUUUUUGCCAAACUGGCAUCAAAACCCAUUGGAAUCCCAUCUGACAAACAGUAUUUGGUCCAAAUUGCCCGAUACUGGUUUGAAACGAAUUGAUCAUUUGGCUAUGAGAUUGUUUGAAUGUAAUGCAUUGAAAUUCGGUCAAUUCAAAUUGAAAUCGGGCAUCCAAUCGCCCGUUUAUAUUGAUCUUCGAAUUAUCAUUUCACAGCCUGAUUUGAUGAUCGAUCUUUGCCAACAAUAUGUUCCUUUGAUGAAACAAUGUCGUUUUGACCAGAUCUGCGGUGUCCCGUAUACAGCAUUGACAAUGGCUACUUAUCUGUCAGCUCAAUUUCACUAUCCGAUGUUGAUGCGACGUAAAGAAAUGAAGCAACAUGGAACCAAGCAAACGUUGGAAGGCGUUUAUCAACAAGGCAAUCGCGUUCUUAUCAUCGAAGAUCUUAUUUCUUCGGGUUCAUCAAUUUUAGAAACCGCAUUAGCCUUACGUCAAGCUGGACUCAUUGUAACUGAUGCAAUAGUUUUUAUCGAUCGCGAACAAGGCGGAAUCCAAAACCUUCGACAUCCAGACAUCGAUAUAAAAGUUCAUAGCUGCAUUAGUUUUAGUGAAUUGAUUAACUAUUUGAAAAAUGAGGGUCAUAUAACAGAUGAGAAAUCCACUGAGGUUCUCAAAUGGAUCAAUUCAAAUCAUUGUGCCAUACCUGUUGCUUUGCAUAAUCAGCUUUCAUUGAUCACUCGUCCAUCAUCAUGGAAAAGCUACGAAGAUCGAGCCCGAUUAUGCCAGAAUCCUCUUGGCAAACGUCUGUUUGAAUUGAUGAAGUCGAAACAAAGCAAUCUUUGCGUGUCGGCUGAUCUAACAAAUUGCGAAUCUAUACUGAAAUUAGCGGAUCUCGCUGGUCCACAUAUCGUAAUGCUCAAAACUCAUGUAGAUAUAAUUGAUGAUUUUAGCAUGGAUUUUGCUCGAAGAUUGCGAGAUCUGGCUCGUAAUCAUAAUUUCAUAUUGUUCGAAGAUCGAAAAUUCGCCGACAUAGGUUUUACCGUUCAGAAACAAUAUACCGGAGGCUUAUUUCGAUUAUCCGAAUGGACCGAUUUGAUCAAUGCUCACAUAUUACCCGGACCGGCUAUAAUCGAAGCUCUCCGUCAAGAAGCUGUGGCCUCAUCACUUAAAGAUGGUCAAGCUCGUGGUUGCCUAUUAAUUUCUCACCUUAGUUCUGAAGGAAAUUUAGUACCUGCUGAUUACGCUCAAGAAGCAUACAAAAUGGCUAUAAAAAAUCCUGAUUUUAUUGUCGGUUUUAUUAGUCAGACUAAAGUAUCAUCCGACCCUGCUUUCAUUCAUAUGACGCCUGGUGUAAAAAUUGGAAAUGAAAAAGGUGACCAACUUGGUCAACAGUAUACAACGCCUGAAGAUGCCGUCCAGAAUAAAGGAGCUGAUUUGAUCAUUGUUGGUCGCGGUAUCAUAUCGAAAUUGAAUUCGUCCCGUGAGGAAUUCGAAACAAACAUUAUUUUAUACAAAAAGCGUGGUUAUGAUGCUUACAUUAAUCUUUGUCAAUAGAAAUCAAUAAUAACAAUAAUAAUAAUUUGUCAAUGAUAAUAAAUGUUUUUAUUGAAUAAA